This is a messenger RNA of Vombatus ursinus (common wombat), 1723 nucleotides long. RefSeq names its product glutamine amidotransferase like class 1 domain containing 3A (gene GATD3). NCBI's taxonomy places the organism in Eukaryota, Metazoa, Chordata, Mammalia, Diprotodontia, Vombatidae. Bases 16 to 822 code for a protein of 268 amino acids. The record is from RefSeq and is a predicted model, not a curated record. The transcript has 7 exons. Gene Ontology annotation, cellular component: mitochondrion.
GACAGCAGCCCAGCAAUGUUUUCUGUGAGGUCGGCGGCGGCCUCCAGGCCGGUCCUCACCCGCUGCCUGCCCUGGCUGAGGCACGGCGGGCAGCAGCUCCUUCCCCUCGCCGCCUUUCAUGGCUCCGCGCGGUGUCCCGGGCCCAAAGUAGCUGUCAUUUUCUCUGGAUGUGGUGUCUUUGAUGGCACAGAAGUUCAUGAGGCCUCAGCGAUAUUAGUUCACUUGAGUCGUGGAGGUGCUGAAUUUAAGAUGUAUGCACCUGAUGUUCCUCAGAUGCAUGUUGUUGAUCAUAUCAAGGGACAACCAACAGAGAAUGAACAACGGAAUGUUUUGGUAGAAUCAGCAAGGAUUGCUCGAGGCAAGAUUACUGACUUGUCAAAACUUAGUUCAAAGGACUAUGAUGCUGUUAUCUUUCCUGGGGGAUUUGGAGUUGCCAAAAACCUGUGUACAUUUGCAGUCGAUGGAAAGGAUUUUAAAGUCAAUAAAGAUGUUGAACGAAUACUAAACCAGUUCCAUAAGGAAGGAAAACCAAUUGGCUUGUGCUGCAUUUCACCAAUUCUUGCAGCCAAAGUACUUAAGGGUGCAGAAGUGACGGUAGGACAUGAACAAGAGGAAGAUGGAAAGUGGCCUUAUUGUGCGACCGCAGAAGCCAUUAAAGCCUUAGGAGCAAAGCACUGUGUGAAAGAAGUAACUGAAGCUCAUGUGGACAUCAAGAACAAGGUGGUCACAACACCAGCCUUUAUGUGUGAAACAGCAUUGCACCUUAUUUUUGAUGGGCUUGGGAUAAUGGUACAGAAUGUGUUGAAACUAACUAAAAAAUAAGAACCCAGAUUCUCAAUAACAACGAAAGACUUGAGUGCUUCAAUUCUGAGUAGAACAAUAUCAGACAGAGAGUACUUUGACCUGGUAACCUGUAUUUUUUUUCUUGCUUGUUGAUAAAAGUCCGACCAGCUAGACCAAAAGGUUGCCUUUUUUCUUCUUCUGCCUCUACAGGAUGAGAAUUUAUUUUACUGGGUAAGGUAUAGAUGUUACUCCUAACUAAGGAGAGGACUUUUUAGGUUGCUAAUUUAGAGAUGAAACAUUUCACCCUAGGUUUGGUUUGAUUCACUUGUUAGAGAACGAGGGAUUCCCACAAUUGAGAGCAGUAACUGUAAUGUGUUUUUUACAACAUACCGCUUAAGUUAAAACCUAGACCAGCUUUUGCUGGAUGGUAAUUGAAUAGAAAAAAUAUUUUGCAAUCCUAAAUUGAAUUUAUUAUAUCACUACUUUUUAUUAUUUGGAAGUGGUGGGGCAUAAUGUUUUAACUUCACAUCUUCCAAAUCUGAAUGUAAAUGGAACCAAUAAAAUAAAAGAAGUAAAUACUUUGUGUUUGUUUGUGGAUUCGUACUGAUGUGUAUGAUACUGUAGCACAGAAUCUCAUUAGCCAAAGAGAAUGUGUUUAAUUCUUAAGUGAAGGCACAUUUUAAUAGCUUUGGGCCUGAUGAUACUGGGUAAGGUAUAUAAAUAUGUGAUAAAUAUGGUUCUAAGAAUGUGUUCUUUUAAGUGAGUCUCAAUUCUUCAUUGUAGAUCUCACCUUUGUACUCAGGGAGAAGAAAGGGAAAUUGCAGAUCUUUAAAUCUAUUACAAUGGCUUCCUAACCUUGUUAAGAUUUCCUGACAGUAAUUGUGUAGUUGGCUCAGAUCUCCAAACAUGUAAAAACAAAAUAAAAUUUACUGAUGCAGUU